AUGGCAAGACAGAACUUAAACCCAGACCAAAAUCAGAACCAAAACCAAAACCAAAACCAGAACCAGAAUCAAAGACAGAAUCAGACCCAGAAAGGGAAUUUGAACCCGAAUGUGAAUUCGAACUGUAUCGAUGAGUUUAACUUGAAAGAAACGAGGCCGAGUUUAGGGGGAGGCAGAGUACCUGGGAAUGAAAGAUUUGGGACAGCUUUUGAUCUUGUUGAGCAAAUGCAUUAUUUGUAUGUAAAAGUUGUGAAAGCAAGAAAUUUACCACCAAAAAGAGGUAAUUCUAUUGACCCUUUUGUUGAGAUUAAGCUUGGUAGUUUUAUUGCUUGUACUAAACAUUUUGAAAAGAACCCGAACCCUGAAUGGAACCAAGUGUUUGCAUUCCCAAAAGACCAAAUUCAAUCGUUAACACUUGAACUUGUUGUGAAACACAAGGAUGAUACAAAUGAGGAUAAUGUGAUUGGUGGGGUUUCAUUUGAUGUUAAUGAGCUUCCGGUUAGGGUUCCACCGGAUAGCCCAUUAGCGGCCCAAUGGUAUAGAUUAGAGAAUAGGAAUGAUGGGGAGUUGAUGGUGGCUGUUUGGAUGGGUACACAAGCUGAUGAAUCUUUUCCGGAUUCUUGGCAUUUGGAUGCUCUUUUGGUUGAUGGUGAUGGGGUUAUGAAUAUAAGAUCAAAAGUGUAUUUAUCGCCUCGUCUUUGGUAUGUUCGUGUACAUGUGAUAGAAGCUCAAGAAUUGCAAGUUAACAACAAUAGGCAGCCCGAGGUUCUUGUGAAAGGCGCGGUUAUGAACAUGGUUUUAAGGACUAAAGUUUUGCCUAGACCGUCAUGGAAUGAGGAUUUGAUGUUUGUAGUAGCCGAGCCGUUUGAUGAACAACUUGUCUUAAGUGUGGAAGAAAAACUUGGUAACAAAGAAGAAGUGAUAGGGAAGUGUUUCAUUCCAUUACAAAAUGUAGAUAAGAGAAUGGAUAAUAGUAUCAUAACUAGUAGAUGGUAUAAUCUUGAGAAACAUACACCCGGAGAAAAUGGGGAUGUAGAUGUGGCAGUUUUGAAUAGCAAGAUUCACAUUCGGGUCUGUUUAGAUGGUGGGUAUCAUGUUCUUGACGAGUUAACUCAGUACAGUAGUGACUUUAGGCCGACUCAUAAGCUACUCAGAUCACCAAGCAUUGGUAUACUUGAACUAGGAAUCUUGAAUGCUAAUGGGUUAACACCGAUGAAAUCAAGAAAUGGGCGUGGGGCUGUUGAUGCUUAUUGUGUAGCAAAAUAUGGGCAUAAAUGGAUCCGAACAAGAACUGUAAUCGAUUCAUUAAACCCCAAAUGGAAUGAACAGUACACUUGGGAAGUAUUUGACCCGUGUACUGUGAUUACAAUAGUUGUAUUCGAUAACAAUCAUUUACAAGGAGUUGACAAUGGUGGUGGAGUUAGAGAUUCAAGAAUCGGGAAAGUAAGAAUAAGGUUAUCGACAUUAGAAACAGAUCGUGUGUAUACACAUUCGUAUCCUUUAAUAGUUUUACACCCUUCUGGUGUGAUGAAAAUGGGUGAAAUCCAGCUUGCAGUUCGGUUUACUUGUGUCUCGUUGGUAAACUUGUUGCAAAUGUAUUCACAACCAUUGCUGCCAAAUAUGCAUUAUAUACAUCCAUUGAGUAUUUUUCAACAAGAUUGUUUGAGGCACCAUGCGACUCAGAUAGUGUCUAUGAGGUUGAACCGGGCUGAGCCACCAUUAAGAAAAGAGGUGGUUGAGUACAUGCUUGAUGUGGGUUCGACAAUGUGGAGCUUAAGAAAGAGUAAAGCUAACUAUUCUAGACUCAUUGAGGUUCUUUCUGGUUUGGUUUUCUAUUGCAAAUGGUUUAACAAAGUUUGCAACUGGACUAACCCAUUUUUAACAGUUCUUGUGCACGUUUCGUUUGUGUUUCUUGUUUUCAACCCGCAAAUGAUCAUGAUCUUGAUGCUGGUAUACUUUAUAGCGACCGGGAUUUCUAGAUAUCGAUCUAGACCAAGACAACCACCUCACAUGGAUAUCAAACUAUCUCAUGGUGAUCAGGUAAAUGGUGACGAAUUAGAUGAAGAGUUCGAUACUUUUCCAAGUUCCAGAAGAGGUGAUAUGUUAAAAUUGAGGUAUGACCGGCUUCGCAGUGUGGGGUCCAGGAUUCAAACUGUGAUUGGUGAUGUGGCAACACAAGGAGAGAGGAUUCAGAAUUUGGUUACGUGGCGGGACCCUCGUGCCACGGCUAUGUUUUUGUGGUUCUGUUCCAUUUUAGCUAUUGUACUUUAUGUGGUUCCAGUUAAAGUUGUGGUAGUUGUGGUUGGGGGGUUUGUGUUGAGGCAUCCAUCACUCCGUAAUCGGGUCCCUUCAGUGCCUAUGAACUUUUUCAGAAGAUUGCCCGCGAGAACAGAUGGGUUAUUGUGA
Erigeron canadensis is the source of this 2406-nucleotide messenger RNA. Its product is annotated as FT-interacting protein 3-like. The coding region runs from base 1 to 2406 and encodes 801 amino acids. NCBI's taxonomy places the organism in Eukaryota, Viridiplantae, Streptophyta, Magnoliopsida, Asterales, Asteraceae. The record is from RefSeq and is a predicted model, not a curated record. The transcript has a single exon.